This is a messenger RNA of Arvicola amphibius (Eurasian water vole), 1806 nucleotides long. RefSeq names its product CUB and zona pellucida like domains 1 (gene Cuzd1). Lineage: Eukaryota; Metazoa; Chordata; Mammalia; Rodentia; Cricetidae. The record is from RefSeq and is a predicted model, not a curated record. Gene Ontology annotation, cellular component: cell surface.
AUGGAGGUCACUGGGAGGCUGUUUAUUUGGGCCGCUUUAGUUGCCUCCUGUGGGGCACAGCUGAUGUCCACAGUGGCUGAAGGCAGAUCAACAUGCACAGCAAGCCUGGCAGGGGCCAAUUUUGGAGAGACCCACAAGGCCUUCAUCCUACAGCUCAAUGCUGACGAGACCUGCAUCUGGACCAUAGAGAGACCUGAAAACCAGAGCAUCCGAAUCAUCUUCCCCCACAUCCAGCUGGAUCCGGCCGGCCGGUGUGAAAAUGAGAGCAUCAAGGUGUUUAUGGACACUCUCACCGCCGGGCCUCUGCUAGGGAAGGUCUGCAGUGAAAACGACUUCGUGCCUGUAUUCGAAUCAUCUUCAAUUCGCUGACGUUUCAGAUAGUCACAGACCCUACAAGUGUCCCAAAGAAGCGUCUUUGUUUUCUACUACUUCUUUUGUAUCUUUUCAGCUAUUCCAGACUGUGGUGGUUACCUGGACACUUUGGAAGGAUCCUUCACCAGCCCCUAUUAUCCAAAGCCACACCCUGAGCUGGCAUACUGCGUGUGGCACAUACAGGUGGAGAAAGGCUAUAAGAUAAAACUCAACUUUAAAGAGGUCUUCCUAGAAUCGGAUGAUCACUGCCGAUUUGAUUUCAUCGCACUGUACGAUGGCCCCUCCACCACAUCUGGCCUGCUCCAACAGUUGUGUGGUCAUGGGCAGCCUACCUUCGAGUCUUCUUAAUCCAUGACUGUUGUGCUAUCUACAGAUUAUGCCAAUUCCUACAGGGGCUUUUCUGCUUCCUAUACUUCAAUUUAUAGAGAUGUCAACACCACAUCUUUAAGUUGUUCUUAUGAGAAGAUGAGAGUCAUCAUAAGCAAAUCGUACCUGCAGUCACUUAACUACAAUGAGAAUAACUUGCAACAAGACCCGACUUGCAGACCGAGUGUGUCCAACGUCAUAGAAUUCUAUCCUCUGCACGAGUGCGGUACAAUCAAAAAGAUAGAGGACCACACCAUCUCUUACACCAACAUAAUCGCCUUCACCGAGUCCCCGAUGUCUGCAGUCAUCACCCGUCAGAAGCACCUCCAGAUCGUGGUGACCUGUGAGAGAUACAACUCUACUGUGGAGAUUCUGUACAUAACGGAAGAUGACAUCAUACAAAACCAAAGUGUCCUGGGCAAAUACAACACGAGCAUGGCUCUGUAUGAGUCCAGCUCCUUUGAAGACCGUAUACAGGACUCCUAUUAUGUGGAUUUGAACCAACAUCUCUAUGUCCAAGUCACUCUGCACACCUCAGACCCAAGUCUGGUGGUUGUUCUGGAUACGUGCAGAGCCUCUCCCACUUACUGACUUGCGUCUCCAACCUAUGACUUAAUCAACAGCGGAUGUAGUCAGGAUGAGACUUGCCAGGUGUAUCCCUUAUCCGGACACGAUGGACGAUUCCAGUUUAAUGCCUUUAAAUUCUUGAGACAUCUGAGCUCUGUGUACCUGAAGUGUAAAAUCUUGAUCUGUGAUGCCAACGUACGAAUCGUCUCGCUGCAGUCAAGCUGCAUCUCAAGAAGGAAGCGAGAUAUUUCGUCAUACAAGUGGAACACUGAUUCUGUCAUAGGACCCAUACGCCUGAGAAGGGACCGACGUGCAAGUGGAAAUCCAGGACUUCUGCCUCAAACACACGCAGGAGAAACUUCAGGCCAGCCUCUCAGCCACCUGCACCUCUUUUCCUUCAUGGUUCUUGCUCUCAACGUGAUUAUUGUGGUUGCAGUCACAGUGAGACAUUUUGUAAAUCAGCGGAUGGAUCACAGAUACCAGAGGCUGCAGGUCUACUAG